Messenger RNA from Coregonus sp. 'balchen', 15698 nucleotides. Lineage: Eukaryota; Metazoa; Chordata; Actinopteri; Salmoniformes; Salmonidae. The record is from the annotation of a GenBank genome assembly.
AACCAGUAAUGAACAGGAUAAGGAUCCACGUGUUGCCGUCAAGCCGGGGCCGUUUGGCCCAGACUGCCCGUACCCAAGAGCCCCAGGCCUGUUCCUUCACCCAACGGACCUGCUUCCAGCCCCGCCUGGAGGGCCUGGAGUUCUGCAUCAAACAUGUCCUGGAGGACAAGAACGCCCCCUACAGACAGUGUAGUUAUGUGUCUAACAAGAAUGGCAAGCGCUGCCCGAACGCAGCCCCAAAGGUUGAAAAGAAAGAAGGGUGAAUGAAUCAACUUGGAUAUACAUUUCUUCUAUCAAACUCUCAAAACAACAACUACAUGUUGAUGUUGUAUUUAGGCUUACAUUGGGGGAAAUCCCUUGAAGUGUAUCAAUGAAGAGUGAGUUUUUUCCUUUUCAAGUCAGUUCUUCACGUUUCAAGUUUAUUAGCCAUAAAUACAUUGGAAAUAUCUGCGCCAUCUGGGGUUCUCUGUGACCUUAUCUGACAUGUGUGACUCUUAUUUCUACGUUCAGGGUGACCUUCUGUAUGGAGCACGUUAGGAGGAAUGUCAAGGCUGUCCAGGCCCAGCUGAGGAAGGCCUCAUCUGGUCCCGCUCCUGAGGCCCUCCUAUCUCAGCUCAGUGGAUACAACCUCCCUGAGACACACGGCCCGGACAGUGGCCGCAGUGAAGCCAGCCGCAACCUAGGUGUGAAACGUUUCUGCAGCAUCUUUUUUCUUUCUACACAUAUGCGUUGGCAUAUUUUGACAUUUAUUUUAUUUAUCAGAGACCAUGCACAACAAAUGAAUUGCACCAUAUUUGACAGCUAAUUUUUUACUCUCUGGUGUUCUGAUAGCUGUUCUUUUUUUCUAAUAGUUGCAAUUCCAGGUAAAGGGAGCGUUUACUACUUACUGCAUGGUCCCAUUCCUGUACAUUCCUCCGCUGCAUUGAGCCAUGUCACAGUCUAGGGGAGCUUAUGGGGAUUGUCUGUCUGUAGAUGAGGACAGCUGGCUCUGGACCAGACCUGGAGAGGAGACCCAGACAGUGAAGCUGACAGCAUUGACAGUGACAACGAGGACCCUCUCAAGUAAGACUGCACUAUCUGGGUACUGUGUUGUGUACCACAUUACAUAGGUGUGUUAUAAGAUCGAAAUCUACUUGAUCUUUGGAAAUUGAUCCGAAUGGCUCAACAUUCUCCAGGUCCCAACCUGUGCCCAGUCCGCUAAUGUGGACAACAAAUCUUUGUUUUGAUUGCAAGAUCAGACUGGCGUGUUUGUAGUGGUUCUAUUGUGGUCUAACUGUUUUAAUUGUAUGGAUGUGGUUUUGACGUGCAGACGUGCAGGAGUGUACACAGCAGAGAAGGUUGCUCUGAUCACACGGGAGAAGCUCAUCAGACUCCAGUCUCUCUACAUCGACCAGUUCAAACGACUGCAGCACCUCCUCAAGGAGAAGAAGCGCCGAUACCUGCACAGCUGCAGGGUGGAGCAUGAGACACUAGGUAAAGCCAGUGUGCUGCACUAACCCAGUCUGUUCUGUCCUGUAGUUAGUGCUGCUGAGCGAUUAGUGCUUUUUGAGGUCGUUUCGGUUUGAUUAUAUAAAAAUCACGGUUUUCAGUUUCGAAUUAUUUAUUUAUUUUUACAUUAAAUGCUUUAUGCAUUAUGUGGGUUGAAUGCUGUAACACAGAAUUUUAAAAAUCCCAUGACGGUAGUGACUGCCCAUUACUGCUUAUCACUUAUUAACAAUCAUUUAUUCACAUUACUUUAAUAAAAUAUUUCAGUUGUGUAUAUUACAUUUUUGUUAUUUGAUUUUAUUAUUCCAUUCCAAGUCAUCAUCUCAUCUCUAUAGAGCUGCUGUCUAUGCUGUCUGACUAAAUCACUAUUUUAGUAGUUCUUCAAAGUAAAUAAGGCAUACUUUUAUGACUGCUGAAUACCAACGAUCAAUCACUUAGAUCAUGUAUUUUCAGGUAGAGAUACCUCGCGAAGCAACUGCUCUCUAUCCCUCUCAAUCGUGCAUUCUUCUGUCUCCCUCUCCAUGUCUGCCCCACACUAACCUAAGGUAGCAGGCAUAAAAGAAACACCCAGACCGGACAAGUAGGCGCAUUAAGCAUGCAAACAUUUUUUGCAAAUGGAAUUCACAUAAUUCAACAGACGUCAGUCAAUUAGUUGUUUUAAAAAACAAGAAAUAACAGAAAUGUUGGUUAAUUGCUCAGCACUAUUGGUUAGGGCCACUGUAGUGAAACCAUGGUGCCGCACUAUCCCAGCCUGUUCUAUUACAUUUACAUUUUAGUCAUUUAGCAGACGCUCUUAUCCAGAGCGACUUACAGGAGCAAUUAGGGUUAAGUGCCUUGCUUAAGGGCACAUCGACAGAUUUUUCACCUAGUCGGCUCGGGGAUUAGAACCAGCGACCUUUCGGUUACUGGCACAACGCUCUUACCCACUAAGCUACCUGCCGCCCCAGGUUCUAUCCUGGACUUACCUGGGUAAGGUUAGUUCAGUAAGGCUCACCUUAGCAAAACAUGUUGCAACUGAAAGUGGAAAAGUACUAAACUAAUUGAGUACUUCUCUGCUUAAAUUGUUUUAUUUUUAUUGAAGAAAUUCCAGGUGUGACCAUUGUGGUGUGUCCGGUGUGACCAUUGUGGUGAUGCCAGAUGUGACGGUGGGUUAGCCAGGUGUGAUUACUGUGAUGAUACCAGCACCUCUGACCCCUCUCCUGUGUGAUGUGUCCAACAGGAAUCAGUCUGCUGACGGGUCCCGAGGGUCUCUCCAUGAAGGAGAUGGUGAACCUGAGGAAGCUGAAGGCUCUGCGUCGGUACCGCCGCCAGUACGGCGUGGAGGCUCUGCUGCAUCGGCAGCUCCUAGAGAGGAGACAGACUGUCACAGAAGGAGCUCCUCCUCAGGUCUGUGUUUAUAAAAGCAUAGACGGGUUGCCUGGCAGACAGCCGUGUGUUGUUAUUAUUCUGAACGGUCAGAUAGCUAGCAAAAAUUACAAGAAGCUGCCAUGUGGGGAAUCGUAGGUGGCUCGUUUCAGUUAGUUUUAUCUUGUUAUUGAUACCAAGCAAGACCUUUAAACAGGUCAACAUUCACAAGGCCGCAGGGCCAGACGGAUUACCAAGACGUGUACUCAGAGCAUGCGCGGACCAACUGGCAAGUGUCUUUACUGACAUUUUCAACCUCUCCCUGACCGAGUCUGUAAUACCUACAUGUUUCAAGCAGACCACCAUAGUCCCUGUGCCUAAGAACGCCAAGGUAACCUGCCUAAAUGACUACUGCCCGUAGCACUCACGUCUGUAGCCAUGAAGUGCUUUGAAAGGCUGGUCAUGGCUCACAUCAACACCAUCAUCCUGGAAACCCUAGACCCACUCCAAUUCGCAUACCUCCCCAACAGAUCCACAGAUGACGCAAUCUCAAUUGCACUCCACACUGCCCUUUCCCACCUGGACAAAAGGAACACCUAUGUGAGAAUGCUGUUCAUUGACUACAGCUCAGCGUUCAACACCAUAGUGCCCACAAAGCUCAUCACUAAGCUAAAGACCCUGGGACAAAACACCUCCCUCUGCAACUGGAUCCUGGACUUCCUGACGGGCCACCCCCAGGUGGUAAGGGUAGACAACAACACAUCUGCCACGCUGAUCCUCAACACGGGGGCCCCUCAGGGGUGCGUGCUUAGUCCCCUCCUGUACUCCCUGUUCACCCACGACUGAGUGACCAAGCAUGACACCAUCAAGUUUGCUGACGACACAACGGUGGUAGGCCUGAUCACUGACAACGAUGAGACAGCCUAUAGGGAGGAGGUCAGAGACAACAACCUCUCCCUCAACGUGAGCAAGACAAAGGAGUUGAUUGUGGACUACAGGAAAAGGAGGGCCGAACACGCCCCCAUUCACAUCGACCGGGCUGUAGUGGAGAGGGUCGAGAGCUUCAAGUUCCUUGGUGUCCACAUCACCAACAAACUAUCAUGGUCUGAACACACCAAGACAGUCGUGAAGAGGGCACGCCAACGCCUAUUCGCCCUCAGGAGACUGAAAUGAUUUGGCAUGGGACCCCAGAUCCUCAAAGUUCUACAGCUGCGCCAUUGAGAGCAUCCUGACCGGUUGCAUCACCGCCUGGUAUGGCAACUGCUCAGCAUCCGACCGUAAGGCGCUACAGAGGGUAGUGCGUACGGCCUAGUACAUCACUGGAGCCAAGCGUCCUGCCAUCCAAGACCUUUAUACCAGGCGGUGUCAGAGGAAGGCCCAAAAAAUUGUCAGACUCCAGCCACCCAAGUCAUAGACUGUUCUCUCUGCUACCGCACGGCAAGCGGUACCGGAGCACCAAGUCUAGGUCCAAAAGGCUCCUUAACAGCUUCUAGCCCCAAACCAUAAGACUGCUGAACAAUUAAUCAAAUGGCUAUCCGGACUAUUUGCAUUGACUUUACCCCUACUUACAUGUACAUAUUAUCUUAAUUACCUUGACUAACAUGUACCCACACACAUUGACUCGGUACCGGUACCCCCUGUAUAUAGCCUAGUUAUUGUUAUUUGAUUGUUACUCAAAAUUUUUUAUUUAGUAAAUAUUUUCUUAACUGCAUUGUUGGUUAAGGCCUUGUAAGUAAGCAUUUCACGGUGUAUUGUAUUCGGCACAUGUGACAAAUAACAUUUGAUUUUAUGUCUUGUUUUGACUGAUUUCACUUCUAUGCUAAUAUGGCUAAAAUUCGCUAGCUAGCUCACCAACAACUAACAAUGUAUUUGAGAGACAAGUGCUCAUUGUGCAAAUGUAUAUAUGUUUUCAAUAAACAUUUGGAGACUAAAUAUAGUUUAUAUGUUGUCAAAAAUCUAAGUCAACCCCGUCUGUUUUGCCCCAAAGUUCUGCAUGCAUCGGUUUUGUUGCUAAACAACCAACCCAUCUAUAGCACCCCAAAACCACUCUGCUUGAGCUUCCAUGUACAAUACAGUGCCAGUAGAGGGCACAGUGGGGUAUUUUGCUGCAGACUGCACAGAAAGUUUGCCAGAUUUAGUGAUUAACUUGUUAGCAAAUGCAUGUGAAACCUCUGUUGUUCAAGAUGCAUUUUGUGUUAAACUUCAAGCUGACGAUUUUGUUUUGUUUGAGGAUUUUAACCUUUUUUGCCCCGUUAUUGUGUGUUCUCUCUACAGGCCCAUACAGUGAGGUCCAGCCAGAGGUGUAUCUCCUACGUGGAGGGGACCCGCUGCUCUAACCAGUGUCUCCCAAUGACACAACACUGCAUCUCUCGUAUCCAUCAUAGUAUGAUCUAUGAUCCAUCAUGGGUUGAUUUUAAAAUGUGCACGAAUACAAUAACUUACAUGGACUUAUGUGAGGGUGUAAAACCAUACUAAUGCUCUUUGUGGCGAAAGCUACAACAUAAGCUUGGAUGUUGCCAUGUUAACCAGCCAGCCUCACUACUUCUUGGACAUUUGCACCCUUCAAUUUCGUACAUGUGCUUGAACUGAAGAAGAUGCAUGCACCUGCAUUUUCACACACCCUCUUAUUGCUAACACGGCCUUAAUCAAGUCUGGCAGCUUGUUGUAGCUGUCCAGAUCCAAACCAGGCCAACAUUAACCUCUUCCCAUGGUCUGUUGGUUUUCCCCCAUUCUAACAAAGGGGAUAGUCAAUUCAGUUGGAAGGAACAAACACCUCCUUUCCUCCUUUACAAAUCAUAAUGAUAUCAUUAAAAAAAAUAAACAUUGUUCAAGCAGAUGCAUACAUCCACCAUUGUUUUUAAACGUGAUCUGCUUACAGUGCAUUCAGAAAGUAUUCAGACCCCUUGACUUUUUUCCACAUUUUGUUACGUUACAGCCUUAUUCUAAAAUUGAUUAAAUUGUUUUUCCCCCUAGUCAAUCUACAAACAAUACCCCAUAAUGACAAAGCAAAAACUGGUUUUUAUCAUUUUUUGCAAAUGUAUUAAAAAUAUACUGAAAUAUCACAUUUACAUAACUAUUCAUACCCUUUACUCAGUACUUUGUUGAAGCACCUUUGGCUGCAAUUACAGCCUCGAGUUCUUGGGUAUUACGCUACAAGCAUGGCAUGCUUGUAUUUGGGGAGUUUCUCCCAUUCUUCUCUGCAGAUCCUCUCAAGCUCUGUCAGGGUGGAUGGGGAGCGUCGCUGCACAGCUAUUUUCAGGUCUCUCCAGAGAUGUUAGCUUGGGUUCAAGUCCAGGCUCUGGCUGGGCCACUCAAGGACAUUUAGAGACUUGUCCCGAAGCCACUCCUGCGUUGUCUUGGCUGUGUGCUUAGGGUCGUUGUCCUGUUGGGAAGGUGAACCUUCGCCCCAGUCUGAGGUCCUGAGUGCUCUGGAGCAGAUUUUCAUCAAGGAUCUCGCUGUACUUUGCUCCGUUCAUCUUUCCCUCGAUCCUGACUAGUCUCCCAGUCCCUGCUGCUGAAAAACAUCCCCACAGCAUGGUGCUGCCACCACCAUGCUUCACCGUAGGGAUGGUGCCAGGUUUCCUCCAGACGUGACACUUGGCAUUCAGGUCAAAGAGUUCAAUCUUGGUUUCAUCAGACCAGAGAAUCUUGUUUCUCAUGGUCUGAGAGUCCUUUAGGUGCCUUUUGUAAAACUCCAAGUGGGCUGUCAUGGGCCUUUUACUGAGGAGUGGCUUCCGUUUAGCCACUCUACCAUAAAAGGCCUGAUUGGUGGAGUGCUGCAGAGAUGGUUGUCCUUCUGGAAGGUUCUUCGAUCUCCACAGAGGAACUCUGGAGCUCUGUCAGAGUGACGAUCGGGUUCUUGGUCACCUCCCUGACCAAGGCCCUUCCCCCCCGAUUGCUCAGUUUGGCCGGGUGGCCAGCUCUAGGAAGAGUCUUGGUGGUUCCAAACUUCUUCAAUUUAAGAAUGAUUGAGGCCAAUGUGUUCUUGGGGACCUUCAAUCCUGCAGUCAUUUUUUGGUACCCUUCCCAAGAUCUGUGCCUUGACACAAUCCUGUCUCGGAGCUCUACGGACAAUUCCAAAUCAUGUCCAAUCAAUUGAAUUUACCACAGGUGGACUCCAAGUUGUAGAAACAUCUCAAGGAUGAUAGAUGGAAACAGGAUGCACCUGAGCUCAAUUUUGAGUCUCAUAGCAAAGGGUCUGAACUUAUGUAAAUAAGGUAAAAAUGUCUAAACCUGUUUUCGCUUUGUCAUUAUGGGGUAUUGUGUGUAGAUUGAUUCAAUAAAAAAAAAAUCCUCAUCAAUUUUAGAAUAAGGCUAUUAAUUAACAAAAUGUGGGAAAUGUCAAGGGGUCUGAAUACUUUCCGAAUGCACCAAGAGUAAGUUCAACAUAAUGGCCGAUGUAGCAAGUAAUUCAGCUGUUGAUUUAGAAUGUUUUUCCAAGAAUCUAUAAACCCUGAUUUAAUUCAAAGUAAAGCUAUUGUCAAUGAGGUACAGAAUAUCGUUGUACAAAACCAAUCAAGCUUGUAAGUAACUUGCACCUUCCAGCAUUUCACACAAGUACCCUAAUACUGUUAUUGUAGUGAGCUUAUGUGUGAAGUAACGCUGAUAAUCGCAGCAUAACAGUCUAAUUCAUAGUGUAAUUAUAUGAAGUUUAUUGGUAUGUGGUAAUUGUAGUAACCCUGAUAAUCGCCAUGUUAUUUGUGUUACUAACUGGUGGAUGUUUGUUUCUGUUAAAUCUGUUAUUGCAUUUCUAUAGACGCAUAUGGCACUAAAAUCCUAUAGACCUAAAAUCCUACAUCUAAUAGUCACUGUCUAUUGGUGUGGUCCACAAAGGUGCAAUCUAAUACUAUAUUUAAUUUGUAUAUUUAGUUAUAUUUCAUUAAGUGGUUAUCCUUGACCAUAAAACAUCCAGACAUCUACCAGGACAGUAACCAGGUACUGUUUAACGUGUGUCCGGGGCUAAAGGAUGUUCCGUGUGAUCGGCCGGUCCAUAUGGGCCAGUCUGAGGAGCCUCGCUGCCCCCUGCAUCUCUCCCUGCCGCCCCCCAUGUACCAGCCUGAACAGGAGACAGCCCUGGCCCCAGAGCAGCUAGAUGCAGUACUACCCAGAGACAUGUACCUGAGUGCUGCAGAGUUACAGCCCACGGAGAGCCUGCCGCUAGAGUUCAGCAACGUACGUAAAGUCUGACUCCCACCAAGUUUUCUGCUCUUAUGAUAUAGCCAUAAUCCUAUGAUUAACCCAUGGCUAAUAUACCAAUCAUUUUAAUUUGAAACGGAUUUUCACCCCAAAGAUACAUUUUCACUCUCCCUAAUCAGUGCCCUAAUCAAGUCUGGCAGCUUGUUGUAGCUGUUCAGAUCCAAAUCGGGCCAACAUUAACAUUCAGUUGGAAGGAACAAACGCCUCUUAUUUCUCAAACAAAUGUUCACCCCCUGAAUGUCUAAAAUGUUGCAUGUUGUUUUGACUCAAUGUUUUUCAAGUGUGUUAUACACUCCAGUGGGGAAUGCGCAUCAGUGCAGCUGCACUGAAAUUGAACCUAUGCUCAAAGCUACUUCCUGCCUUUGCAACACAGCUGUUUAACAUGCUGACCACACUGCCCGCGUUGCAAAAUAAAUGCACAUAUACAUGUUAUUCAAUAAUUUCAUCCAAACUGCUCGCGCUCAUCAAUGAGCGUCUGCGUUGCCAGGCACUAAAAUAGAACUUGGUUAUAUUUUUUACACUUGACGCACUGCUAGUCCGGCCUCUCCCAUCUCCUCAUUGGUUUUUAGGAGCAUAUACCCACGGGGUGAUUGAAAGAUGAACUGAGGUCCACACUCCAGUCCAGUUGGUGGUGGUAAUGCACCUUAAAGUUGGUUGCCAACCGCCAUAUAAAGUCCACAGAAGAAGACUGAAGGAGGAGCGAUUACUAAAACUAACUAGGUUUCCCCUUUUAUCUGUGGAUGAAUUGUCGGAGUAGAGAACACACGAUUUUGUGUGACUCAAAAUGGGUCAAAAUUCUACAAAGAUCCAGAAAAUAAGUACCUUGUGCAUUUCAGGUAAAAUAACAACCCACUGUUUAUAUCCCAGGACAAAUUAGCUAGCAACAGCAAGCUAGCUAGCUAAAUGUGCAUGAAUGUUUUAUGUGUUUCGACCUGUCCUCAAAUUAAUCUAAUUGGUUCAGAGUUCAUUUUGAUAUUUCAACCUGCGUGUCCUGAUCGCAUCUGGUGUGGAUGGACAAAAUCAACAUGGGCGUGCCCGGUCUAGUCAGCAUGUUUGAAUGUGUUAAUAAAUUAAUCAUGACCGUCUCCAGGAUUUGCACAUAAUUUCAGAUUUCUCGCCCGAUUUCCUGUGAUGCCAGACAAAACCCAAUAAAAAAAGUUCUGGCUUUUUUAAAACCAGGAAUAAAAACUUUGAAAAUGAUGGGUCUUUGAUACUAAAAUUGCUUCUAAAAUACUUUUGAUACUAAAAUAACACUUUGCUACCACACCUCCUAGAACAGCAUUAACGAGGCUUACAGUUUGGUUAUACAUGCUCACAAAAAUAUGCCUUUUACUUCCCCUGUAGCCUAUUUAGCUGUAUUAAUCUACUUAGUUGAGGAAUAUAAACUUAUUGCAGCACAUGUCCCCCCUCAUCUGUUAAACUCCUGUAGGACCUGGAUGUAGUGGGGUGUCCUAUGUCCCCUCUGACGUUUGACACAGCCUUGGCCCUGGAGGACCAGGCAGUCAGGGCCAUCGCUGAGGCCCCCAUGGACUUCCUGACCGGGACCAAGCUGGACGCCUCGGGACACAUGGAGCUCUCUGAGAGAGAUAUGGAGUAUAUAGUGGACCAGGUGAGAUGUCAUGUUUAAUUCUUGAUAAUGAUUGUGGACCAGUAGCCUUGUGAACCAGCCGGACCUGUCUAUAGCUCACUCUUGUUAAACAGAAUGGGGAGCGCAGUAAUCAGGCUGGUUCUACGUGGCUAGUGGACCAGACCCCUAAAUAGGUGUUUGUCUACUAUUGUGUACCAUUUUAUUAUGGUACUGUGCACAACCCCCUUUAGCUGCAGCACUAAUGUCAAAGCUGUUACAUUGUACAUUUACAUUUUAGUUAUUUAGCAGACACUCUUAUUCAGAGCGACUUACAGGAGCAAUUAGGGUUGGGUAAAUGCGGAAGACACAUUUCAGUUGAAUGCAUUCAGUUGCUAAACAGUUGCAAACAUUUUAUUUUAUUUGUACAACUGACUAGGUAUCCCCCUUUCCCAAUUAGGGUUAAGUGCCUUGCUGAAGGGCACAUCAACAGAAUUUUCACCUAGUUGGCUCGGUGAUUCAAACCAGGCGACCUUUCAGUUACUGGCCCAACACUCUUAACCGCUAGGCUACCAGCACAACAAUAAUAGUACAUUGUAACAGUACUCCACAGAACAGUACAUUGCUCUUAGACAUAUACAGUGCAUUCGGAAAGUAUUCAGACCCCACUUUUUCCAGAUUAUGUUAUGUUACAGCCUUAUUCUAAAAUUGAUUAAAUAGUUUUUUUCCCUCAUCAAUCUACACACAGUACCCGAUAAUGACAAAGCAAAAACUGUUUUUUCAUUUUUUGUGCAAAUUUAUAAAAAAGAAAUGGAGCAGGUUUUCAUCAAGGAUCUUUCUGUACUUUCCUCCGUUCAUCUUUCCCUCGAUCCUGACUAGUCUCCCAGUCCCUGCCGCUGAAAAACAUCCCCAAAGCAUGAUGCUGUCACCACCAUGCAUCACCGUAGGGAUGGUGCCAGGUUUCCUCCAGACGUGACACUUGGCAUUCAGGUCAAAGAGUUCAAUCUUGGUUUCAUCAGACCAGAGAAUCUUGUUUCUCAUGGUCUGAGAGUCCUUUAGGUGCCUUUUGUAAAACUCCAAGUGGGCUGUCAUGGGCCUUUUACUGAGGAGUGGCUUCCGUUUAGCCACUCUACCAUAAAAGGCCUGAUUGGUGGAGUGCUGCAGAGAUGGUUGUCCUUCUGGAAGGUUCUUCGAUCUCCACAGAGGAACUCUGGAGCUCUGUCAGAGUGACGAUCGGGUUCUUGGUCACCUCCCUGACCAAGGCCCUUCCCCCCCGAUUGCUCAGUUUGGCCGGGUGGCCAGCUCUAGGAAGAGUCUUGGUGGUUCCAAACUUCUUCAAUUUAAGAAUGAUUGAGGCCAAUGUGUUCUUGGGGACCUUCAAUCCUGCAGUCAUUUUUUGGUACCCUUCCCAAGAUCUGUGCCUUGACACAAUCCUGUCUCGGAGCUCUACGGACAAUUCCAAAUCAUGUCCAAUCAAUUGAAUUUACCACAGGUGGACUCCAAGUUGUAGAAACAUCUCAAGGAUGAUAGAUGGAAACAGGAUGCACCUGAGCUCAAUUUUGAGUCUCAUAGCAAAGGGUCUGAACUUAUGUAAAUAAGGUAAAAAUGUCUAAACCUGUUUUCGCUUUGUCAUUAUGGGGUAUUGUGUGUAGAUUGAUUCAAUAAAAAAAAAAUCCUCAUCAAUUUUAGAAUAAGGCUAUUAAUUAACAAAAUGUGGGAAAUGUCAAGGGGUCUGAAUACUUUCCGAAUGCACCAAGAGUAAGUUCAACAUAAUGGCCGAUGUAGCAAGUAAUUCAGCUGUUGAUUUAGAAUGUUUUUCCAAGAAUCUAUAAACCCUGAUUUAAUUCAAAGUAAAGCUAUUGUCAAUGAGGUACAGAAUAUCGUUGUACAAAACCAAUCAAGCUUGUAAGUAACUUGCACCUUCCAGCAUUUCACACAAGUACCCUAAUACUGUUAUUGUAGUGAGCUUAUGUGUGAAGUAACGCUGAUAAUCGCAGCAUAACAGUCUAAUUCAUAGUGUAAUUAUAUGAAGUUUAUUGGUAUGUGGUAAUUGUAGUAACCCUGAUAAUCGCCAUGUUAUUUGUGUUACUAACUGGUGGAUGUUUGUUUCUGUUAAAUCUGUUAUUGCAUUUCUAUAGACGCAUAUGGCACUAAAAUCCUAUAGACCUAAAAUCCUACAUCUAAUAGUCACUGUCUAUUGGUGUGGUCCACAAAGGUGCAAUCUAAUACUAUAUUUAAUUUGUAUAUUUAGUUAUAUUUCAUUAAGUGGUUAUCCUUGACCAUAAAACAUCCAGACAUCUACCAGGACAGUAACCAGGUACUGUUUAACGUGUGUCCGGGGCUAAAGGAUGUUCCGUGUGAUCGGCCGGUCCAUAUGGGCCAGUCUGAGGAGCCUCGCUGCCCCCUGCAUCUCUCCCUGCCGCCCCCAUGUACCAGCCUGAACAGGAGACAGCCCUGGCCCCAGAGCAGCUAGAUGCAGUACUACCCAGAGACAUGUACCUGAGUGCUGCAGAGUUACAGCCCACGGAGAGCCUGCCGCUAGAGUUCAGCGACGUACGUAAAGUCUGACUCCCACCAAGUUUUCUGCUCUUAUGAUAUAGCCAUAAUCCUAUGAUUAACCCAUGGCUAAUAUACCAAUCAUUUUAAUUUGAAACGGAUUUUCACCCCAAAGAUACAUUUUCACUCUCCCUAAUCAGUGCCCUAAUCAAGUCUGGCAGCUUGUUGUAGCUGUUCAGAUCCAAAUCGGGCCAACAUUAACAUUCAGUUGGAAGGAACAAACGCCUCUUAUUUCUCAAACAAAUGUUCACCCCCCUGAAUGUCUAAAAUGUUGCAUGUUGUUUUGACUCAAUGUUUUUCAAGUGUGUUAUACACUCCAGUGGGGAAUGCGCAUCAGUGCAGCUGCACUGAAAUUGAACCUAUGCUCAAAGCUACUUCCUGCCUUUGCAACACAGCUGUUUAACAUGCUGACCACACUGCCCGCGUUGCAAAAUAAAUGCACAUAUACAUGUUAUUCAAUAAUUUCAUCCAAACUGCUCGCGCUCAUCAAUGAGCGUCUGCGUUGCCAGGCACUAAAAUAGAACUUGGUUAUAUUUUUUACACUUGACGCACUGCUAGUCCGGCCUCUCCCAUCUCCUCAUUGGUUUUUAGGAGCAUAUACCCACGGGGUGAUUGAAAGAUGAACUGAGGUCCACACUCCAGUCCAGUUGGUGGUGGUAAUGCACCUUAAAGUUGGUUGCCAACCGCCAUAUAAAGUCCACAGAAGAAGACUGAAGGAGGAGCGAUUACUAAAACUAACUAGGUUUCCCCUUUUAUCUGUGGAUGAAUUGUCGGAGUAGAGAACACACGAUUUUGUGUGACUCAAAAUGGGUCAAAAUUCUACAAAGAUCCAGAAAAUAAGUACCUUGUGCAUUUCAGGUAAAAUAACAACCCACUGUUUAUAUCCCAGGACAAAUUAGCUAGCAACAGCAAGCUAGCUAGCUAAAUGUGCAUGAAUGUUUUAUGUGUUUCGACCUGUCCUCAAAUUAAUCUAAUUGGUUCAGAGUUCAUUUUGAUAUUUCAACCUGCGUGUCCUGAUCGCAUCUGGUGUGGAUGGACAAAAUCAACAUGGGCGUGCCCGGUCUAGUCAGCAUGUUUGAAUGUGUUAAUAAAUUAAUCAUGACCGUCUCCAGGAUUUGCACAUAAUUUCAGAUUUCUCGCCCGAUUUCCUGUGAUGCCAGACAAAACCCAAUAAAAAAAGUUCUGGCUUUUUUAAAACCAGGAAUAAAAACUUUGAAAAUGAUGGGUCUUUGAUACUAAAAUUGCUUCUAAAAUACUUUUGAUACUAAAAUAACACUUUGCUACCACACCUCCUAGAACAGCAUUAACGAGGCUUACAGUUUGGUUAUACAUGCUCACAAAAAUAUGCCUUUUACUUCCCCUGUAGCCUAUUUAGCUGUAUUAAUCUACUUAGUUGAGGAAUAUAAACUUAUUGCAGCACAUGUCCCCCCUCAUCUGUUAAACUCCUGUAGGACCUGGAUGUAGUGGGGUGUCCUAUGUCCCCUCUGACGUUUGACACAGCCUUGGCCCUGGAGGACCAGGCAGUCAGGGCCAUCGCUGAGGCCCCCAUGGACUUCCUGACCGGGACCAAGCUGGACGCCUCGGGACACAUGGAGCUCUCUGAGAGAGAUAUGGAGUAUAUAGUGGACCAGGUGAGAUGUCAUGUUUAAUUCUUGAUAAUGAUUGUGGACCAGUAGCCUUGUGAACCAGCCGGACCUGUCUAUAGCUCACUCUUGUUAAACAGAAUGGGGAGCGCAGUAAUCAGGCUGGUUCUACGUGGCUAGUGGACCAGACCCCUAAAUAGGUGUUUGUCUACUAUUGUGUACCAUUUUAUUAUGGUACUGUGCACAACCCCCUUUAGCUGCAGCACUAAUGUCAAAGCUGUUACAUUGUACAUUUACAUUUUAGUUAUUUAGCAGACACUCUUAUUCAGAGCGACUUACAGGAGCAAUUAGGGUUGGGUAAAUGCGGAAGACACAUUUCAGUUGAAUGCAUUCAGUUGCUAAACAGUUGCAAACAUUUUAUUUUAUUUGUACAACUGACUAGGUAUCCCCCUUUCCCAAUUAGGGUUAAGUGCCUUGCUGAAGGGCACAUCAACAGAAUUUUCACCUAGUUGGCUCGGUGAUUCAAACCAGGCGACCUUUCAGUUACUGGCCCAACACUCUUAACCGCUAGGCUACCAGCACAACAAUAAUAGUACAUUGUAACAGUACUCCACAGAACAGUACAUUGCUCUUAGACAUAUACAGUGCAUUCGGAAAGUAUUCAGACCCCACUUUUUCCAGAUUAUGUUAUGUUACAGCCUUAUUCUAAAAUUGAUUAAAUAGUUUUUUUCCCUCAUCAAUCUACACACAGUACCCGAUAAUGACAAAGCAAAAACUGUUUUUUCAUUUUUUGUGCAAAUUUAUAAAAAAGAAAUGGAGCAGGUUUUCAUCAAGGAUCUUUCUGUACUUUCCUCCGUUCAUCUUUCCCUCGAUCCUGACUAGUCUCCCAGUCCCUGCCGCUGAAAAACAUCCCCAAAGCAUGAUGCUGUCACCACCAUGCAUCACCGUAGGGAUGGUGCCAGGUUUCCUCCUGACGUGACGCUUGGCAUUCAGGCCAAAGAGUUCAAUCUUGGUUUCAUCAGACCAGAGAAUCUUGUUUUUCAUGGUCUGAGAGUCCUUUAGGUGCCUUUUGGCAAACUCCAAGUGGGCUGUCAUGUGCCUUUUACUGAGGAGUGCCUUCCGUCUGGCCUCUCUACCAUAAAGGCCUGAUUGAUGGAGGGCUGCAGAGAUGGUUGUCCUUCUGGAAGGUUCUCCCAUCUCCACAGAGGAACUCUGGAGCUCUGUCAGAGUGACCAUUGGGUUCUUGGUCAACUCCCUGAGCAAGGCCCUUCUCCCCCGAUUGCUCAGUUUGGCCGGGCAGCCAGCUCUAGGAGGAGUCUUGGCGGUUCCAAACUUCUUCCAUUUAAGAAUGGAGGCCAGUGUGUUCUUGGGGACCUUCAGGAUGCACCUGAGCUCAAUUUCGAGUAUCAUAGCAAAGGGUCUGAAUACUUAUGUAAAUAAGUUUUUUUUUUUUUUUUUUUUUGUAAUACAUUUGCAAAAUUUCUAAACCUGUUUUCGCUUUGUCAUUAUGGGGUAUAGUGUGUAGAUUGAGGAAAACAUUUAAUUUUAUCAAUUUUCGAAUAAGGCUGUAAUGUAACAAAAUGUGGAAAAGGGGAAGGGGUCUGAAUACUUUCCGAAUGCAAUGUAUGUUGAAGAAAAUAUUUCAACACCAUAGGAACAGACUAUGGAAAUUGUUGUCUUUGUCUGAACUGCAUGUCUUCUUGUUCUCUCCAGAUUGUCAUGGAGGUGAAGGGGAAACUAUAGGAAACUCAACAGAACUGGACCAUGUUGCUGCAGACACUUCCAGAUGAGAGAAGAUAUUUACCUCAACCCAUGUUCUAAUGGGUUGAAAAGACUAAUAUAAAUCUCACCCAUAUAAAUAAAAAAAGACAUAUGUAGAAUUCCAGAGACUGAUGUUGAGUUGAUCAAUCUUUUUACGCUGCUGCUACUCUGUUAAUUAUUUAUGCAUAGUCACUUUAACUCUACCCACA